CUCCACUUCGUCUGUGACAGCUCCCGCGCCGGUAUCCGCAACCCUCGCUACAUCGCGCAGCCGCCGCGGCCUCCGUCGCAGCCUGAGUCCUGUUCCUUGCCUCCGCGCCCACAUCCGGGGGCGGCCCGGCUCUCUGUCGCUGCGGAGGCCGCAUCUGGAGCUCAUCUGGAACUGCCCGCCCGGCCGGCCGCGCUGGAGCCCGCGCCCAAUCUGGCCCGGCCGCGCCGGGAGCCUUGCCCGGAGCUGGAGCCUCCUCUGGACCCGCGGGCCCGGGGCCCUGAGCUGCGCAGCCGGCGCAUGGUGAACUCGUUGCUGUUCGGGGAGAUGGCUUUGGCCUUCGGCUGUCCGCCGGGCGGCGGCGGCGGGAGCUGCCCUGGCGGGGGCGGCGGCGGGGCCGGGCCAGGGCCAUCGCCGGUGACGGCGGCGCUGCGGGAUGACCUGGGCUCUAACAUCCACCUCUUGAAGGGGCUCAACGUGCGCUUCCGCUGCUUCCUGGCCAAGGUGCACGAGCUGGAGAGGCGCAACCGGCUGCUGGAAAAGCAGCUGGAGCAGCAGCAGAGCGAACGCGAGCGGCGGCUGCGCUACAAGACAUUCACCCGCGAGCAGGCCGUGCAGACCGGGCCGGAUCUGCUACGGCCACCCGCGCCCGGCAGCGGGCACAGCAGCGGCAGCGGCGUGGCGGCCGGCACCAACGCCAACGCCAUGGCCCUGGGCGGUUUGCCCCCCGGCGGCGGCUCUCACCCGCAGCUCUAUGGCCGCUUGCCUGGGACCAUCUGGAGCUACACGCAGGUGCGGCGCACGGGCGGCGGCGGCGUGGAGACGGUGCAGGGCCCCGGCGUGUCGUGGGUGCACCCCGACGGCGUGGGUGUGCAGAUCGACACCAUCACGCCCGAGAUCCGUGCGCUCUACAACGUGCUGGCCAAGGUGAAGCGCGAGCGCGAUGAGUACAAGCGGAGAUGGGAGGAGGAGCUGGCCAAGAGCAUGAACCUGCAGACCAUGGUGGACACGCUGAAGGAGGCCGCGCAGGAGGCCGAAGCCAUCCAGGAGGAGAUGAACGAGACGAUCGAGAGGCUGAAGGCCGAGCUGGUGGUGUUUAAGGGGCUCAUGAGUGAUCCCAUGACAGACCUGGACACAAAGAUCCAAGAAAAGGCCAUGAAGGUGGACAUGGACAUCUGCCGCCGAAUCGAUAUCACGGCCAAGCUGUGCGAUGUCGCACAGCAGCGGAACUCGGAAGACGUGUCCAAGAUCUUCCAGGUGGUCCCCAAAAAGAAAGAGCGUAAGGUGACUUCGGACGAUGACAUCUCCGAGCAGGACGGGGAGGUGAACCGGUUCUCGGAUGAAGAGGUCGGCUCUGUGAACAUCACAGACGAGAUGAAGCGCAUGUUUAACCAGCUGCGGGAGACCUUUGACUUUGAUGACGACUGUGACAGCCUGACGUGGGAGGAGAACGAAGACACACUGCUGCUCUGGGAAGACUUCACCAACUGCAACCCCAGUAUCGACCUGCAGGGCGAGCAAGAGGAAAACUUGGGCAACUUGAUCCAUGAGACGGAAUCCUUCUUCAAGACGAGAGACAAGGAGUACCAGGAGACGAUAGGCCAGAUCGAGCUGGAGCUGGCCACCGCCAAGAGCGACAUGAACCGACACUUGCAUGAAUACAUGGAGAUGUGCAGCAUGAAGCGUGGCCUGGACGUGCAGAUGGAGACGUGCCGCCGGCUCAUCAAAGGCUCCGCGGACAGGAAUUCCCCAUCCCCCAGCUCCGUGGCCAGCAGCGACUCAGGAAGUACAGACGAGAUCCAGGACGAGUUUGAGCGGGAGGCGGACGUGGAGCCCAUGGUCAGCUGAUGGCUGAGGCCCCCGUGCCUGGUGGUCUUGGUGAUGGGGCCUCUGCCCCUUCUCCCCACGAGGCCAGGAAGGCUCCUCGGAGUGGGGCUCCGGUCCUCACCACACGGACGUCCUCUGCCCUCCCUUCUCUGGAGGCCCCAAGGGACCGCUGCUUCCUUCCUCCCUUCCACUCACCAUCACCCCGUGCCCCCUCUCCAUCCACCCACCCACCCACCCAAGGAAUGGUGCUCUCAAUUUCUAUUCUCCACGUUACCAAUGCAGACUUCUGUCCAGAUGAUGCAGUGUGAACCGUGCCUUUUCCCUUAAGCUGAGCCACUUUGAGCUCCAAAGAAUUAUUCCUAGCAGGUGUUUUUAUACAAAACUCUAAGGCGAGGGCGGGGCCCCGGUGUGGCAGAUUGUGGUUUUCUACCCUCCCACCUGCUCCUCUGAUUGGCUAUGACCUGUGCCCUCCCGUCCCCUGCCGGCCUGCACUGAUGGCGUGGGGCUUGGGGUGGCCCACUUCCACCCAGGACGGAGCUGUUUGCCUCGGCGAACCUUCCACGCCGGGGUGGGGACCUCCCCAGGGUGUUUUUUUUUCACUUACCAAAAGGGGAAACGAUGGAAGGAGGGAGGGAAGACAAAUUCUUAUUUUCUUUUCGGAUCGAGUGGCACAGCGGAGGGACAAGGCACUGGGGGGAAGGCGGAGCCUCACUGUGUUUAAACUACUAUGCAAAAAAACAAAACAAAAAAAAGCAGCUUGCCUUAUAUAUUGUGGAAGGGGGGCCCUCUCCCAGACUCAGGGUGUUCACCGUGGAGCUGGGAGGGAGGCCACCGCUAGGGCCAUGUCUCCUGCAGCCUGUGAGGGGGUUCGGUCAAGGUCAGUCAAGAGGCCUGGGUCCUGCAAAGCCCUUGGCCACCUGACUGUUUGCUUUCUUGGGACCUUGGUGAGUUGUGGGGGAGGGGGUCUUUUAUUGCCCUGAUGACUUGAUGUUUUCCCCUCGGUUUCCAGCCGACUGUAAGGGGUUGGGGGGUCUGUCAUUUCUCUGUGAGAAAGCCUGAAGGGGGCCAGGCCUGCUGCCACCCCUUGCCCAGUGGAGCCGGGUCAGGCCCGCCUGCUACCAUCUCGGUUCUCCACUGUGCCCAGCGCCCACGGUCGGGCCAGUGGCAGGCAUUGGGAAGGGAGGAGGAGGGAGGCAAUGAGGGCUGCUGGCAGGUUGGAGGUGGCAGGUGGCGGCGCUCAGGCGAGAACCAUCCUUGUUCCACAUCCGCCAGCUUCUUUCCGUACUUCACUAACUGACCCUGGGAGUUAUCUGAGCCAGGAUCUCCCAAGGCCUGCGUGGGCCUGCGUGGAAGAGCGCUGUGUGAGGCCACCCGCCAGGUCUCAGCUUGGAGCCAGCUGACCAGGCUUUGCUUUUAUUUUUUGUAAGUCUUUUGUCCCCACUCCUGUGGGAGUGAUUGCCGAGUUUUGUUUUUGUUGGCCCAGCAGCUCCCCCUGGAGGUCAAAGGAGCACACUGAGCCCAAGGACC
This is a messenger RNA of Eptesicus fuscus (big brown bat), 3351 nucleotides long. RefSeq names its product intermediate filament family orphan 2 (gene IFFO2). Bases 298 to 1845 code for a protein of 515 amino acids. NCBI's taxonomy places the organism in Eukaryota, Metazoa, Chordata, Mammalia, Chiroptera, Vespertilionidae. The record is from RefSeq and is a predicted model, not a curated record. The transcript is spliced from 9 exons.